UCUUGAGGAAAUGGAACCCUUGGAAGAAACAGUGGCCUCAGCAAAAAGAAAUGAGCUUGAGGAUUUGGGGCUUCAAGAGGAACCAGCAUAUUUUAAUCCUCUCCUGAGGGCUGCCUUAAGAGGUGAUGUAGAAGAAGUACAACAGAUUUUUGAGGACUUGGAGGAUCCUGAUCAUGAAAAAGCCAACAAGUUCUUAAUGGAAAAGGAUAUUAUAGGGAGAAACCUACUAUUUCCAACAUGCAUGGUUGGUCAGAGUGACAUUAUCCAGUCCCUGGCAAGAUAUGGGGUUGACCUGAAGGACAAGACAGCCAGAGGUUAUACACUUCUUCACUGUGCUGCAGCUUGGGGUCAACUAGACACACUGAAAACUCUGGUAGAGCUGGAAGCUGACAUUUAUGCAACUACAUUCCGGGGUGAAAAGGCUAGAGAUAUUGCAAAUCGAUAUAAGCAAACAGAGUGUGUUGAAUUCUUGGAUUGGGCAGAGGCCAAGCAGAAUUUACGCAGUUUUAUUUCCCAAAUCCAGGCAACAGUCACAGAUCCUGAGAAAGUGCAAGGAAGGCUUAAUAAAGAAGAUAAGACAACCUCCAUCAAGGCCUGUCAGGCCAAGUUGGAUUGGCUUGAAAAUACUAAAGAUCCUACUACACAAGAAUUUAUUGAUCAGAAACAGCAGUUGGAGGAUAUAAUGCUUCCUAUCUUCAUAAAGUUGGCUGCACCACGUUACAGGAUAGUUAUGAUCUGCAAGCAGUUUCCUACUCUAUACAUUCACUAUUCUCAAAUUCCACAAAAUUCAGGACUGCAAAAGGAAAUACAUCCUUCAAAUAUACAUUUGUAGAUUGCAUAACUGAUUGGGUGGGCAAGAAUCCGCUGUCAAAAAACCCUGAAUGCUUUUUGGAAAGCAACUUUUCAAGCAUAUGUGCCUGCAAACUUCUGCUGUAAGCAAGUUCCUGAAUAUUGGCUUAAGAGUUGGGAGAGCCGAGAUUUAUUGUCAUGCCUGGUGUGAAGACUGAUACGUCAGAUGUGAAUGUAUCAACAUAAAUUAAAUUCACUUUUCUGUAAAGAGAAUAGCAAUCAAAACAGUUCCACAUUUCUAGUUUCUCUGUCUAAACAAAAUGGAAGAAUGCACAGGUGGAUAACUCUUUUCCCCCAAGGUCUGACUUACUGUGCAGUGUGGCAAAUGUAAACAACAGUGGCAAAAGACUCCUUCCCUAAACCUCAAGACAAAGUAGAAAGACCCAAUUCUCUCCAAGAUGCUUUAUGCCAGCCAGAGGAUUUGGUGGAAUGAGAGGAAAUGGUUUGCGAGGCUGGCCAGUAAAAAAUGUAAACGUUUCUGGACUCCUGAAACUUGGAUUUGUUAAUCCCUUAUCUAUCUAUCUAUCUAUCUAUCUAUCUAUCUAUCUAUCUAUCUAUCUAUCUAUCUAUCUAUCUAUCUAUAUUUUUUAUCACCGCCUAUCUCCCCCACAUGGGGGACCCUAGGUGGUUCACAAUAAAAACAAUUUAAAAUUCAAUAAAGUCAUAAAUAAUACCAGUAAUCAAUAAAUGUAAAAUGCAAUGAAAUCCAAGUAACGGCUGAUUUAAUUCAGCCCAUAAAGGGGUAAGACUGGUCCCGGCAGAACUAGGGAACCAACCAGCCCCAAGAAUGGCUCUUCCUCUCCCCACUCCAGGCAAGGUGGCAAAACCAGGUCUUCAGCUGUUUUCUGAAGGCCAGGAGGGAGGGGGCUAACCUCACUUCCAGGGGAAGGAUGUUCCAAAGGGUGGGAGCUGCUGCAAAGAAGGCCCGCCUCCUGGACCCCGCCAGAUGGAAUUCUCUUAUGGACGGGGUCUGUAGCAUGCCCUGUCUGCAUGACCGGGUGGGAUGUGUCGAUGAAACGGGGAUGAGACGGUCCCUCAGGUAACCUGUCCCCAUGCCAUGUAGGGCUUUAAAGGUGAUAACCAACACCUUGAAUUGGACCCAGAAGCAAACUGGCACCCAAUGCAGAUCACGGAGCAGAGGAGUUAUAUGUGCCAAUCUUGAAGCACCUAAAAUCACCCACGCAGCUGCAUUUUGGAUCAGCUGUAGCUUCCGGAUAGUCUUCAAGGGUAGCCCCAUGUAGAGCGCAUUAGUCUAUAUGGGAGAUGACCACGAUGUGAGUGACUGUUCGAAGGGCCUCUCGCCCUUUUUUGUUGGAUUCUAAUCUAUAAGAACAUUCCAGAGUUUCAUAUAAAAUAGUUUAUUAUAUAAGAAAUCAGUUUAGAGAUAAUAUGC
Molecule: messenger RNA, 2242 nt
Organism: Candoia aspera
Lineage: Eukaryota; Metazoa; Chordata; Lepidosauria; Squamata; Candoiidae
Gene: ANKRD45
Product: ankyrin repeat domain 45
Cellular component (GO): nucleus
Molecular function (GO): protein binding
Source: RefSeq, a predicted model, not a curated record